AUGACAGACUCGUUGCACAACGCGCCCAUUGUGCUCGACAAUGGCUCGGGCACCAUCCGCGCCGGCUUCGCUGGAGACGACGUACCAAAAUGCCACUUCCCCUCGUUCGUAGGGAGGCCAAAGCACCUGCGGGUUUUGGCCGGCGCAUUAGAGGGCGAGGUGUUUAUCGGCCAAAAGGCGGCCACGGAGCUGCGCGGCUUGCUCAAGAUCCGGUAUCCGCUGGAGCACGGCAUCGUGACGGACUGGGACGACAUGGAGAAGAUUUGGGCGUAUGUGUAUGAUGAGGGGUUGAAGACGCUUAGUGAAGAGCAUCCAGUCCUCCUAACCGAACCACCCCUCAACCCGCGCGCAAACCGCGACACAGCCGCCCAGAUCCUCUUCGAGACCUUCAACGUGCCCGCGCUCUACACCUCCAUCCAAGCCGUCCUGUCUUUGUACGCCUCCGGGCGAACAACAGGCGUAGUUUUGGAUUCCGGCGACGGCGUAUCGCACGCCGUGCCUGUCUACCAGGGCUUCACCGUGCCCAACAGCAUCCGGCGCAUCGACGUGGCGGGACGAGACGUGACCGAGUAUCUGCAGACGCUGCUGCGCAAGAGCGGAUAUGUCUUCCAUACGAGCGCCGAGAAGGAGGUGGUCAGGCUGAUUAAAGAAAGCGUCACGUACGUGGCGCAUGAUCCGCGCAAGGAGGAGAAGGAGUGGGCGGCGGCGAAGAUGGAUCCGGCCAAGAUUGCCGAGUACGUCUUGCCGGAUGGGAAUAAGUUGAAGAUAGGAGCAGAACGCUUCCGCGCCCCGGAAAUCCUCUUCGACCCGGAGAUCAUCGGCCUCGAGUACCCCGGCGUGCACCAGAUAGUGGUCGACUCGAUCAACCGGACGGACCUGGACCUGCGCAGGGACCUAUACUCCAACAUUGUGCUUUCGGGAGGCAGCACGCUCACAAAGGGCUUCGGCGACCGUCUGCUCACCGAGGUGCAGAAGCUCGCGGUCAAGGACAUGCGGAUAAAGAUCUUUGCGCCGCCGGAGAGGAAGUACUCGACCUGGAUCGGCGGCAGUAUUUUGGCGGGUUUGAGCACGUUUAGAAAGAUGUGGGUUAGCAUUGACGACUGGCAUGAGAAUCCGGAUAUCAUUCAUACGAAGUUUACAUGA
Messenger RNA from Sordaria macrospora k-hell, 1143 nucleotides. RefSeq lists its product as uncharacterized. NCBI's taxonomy places the organism in Eukaryota, Fungi, Ascomycota, Sordariomycetes, Sordariales, Sordariaceae. The record is from RefSeq and is a predicted model, not a curated record.